Molecule: messenger RNA, 3245 nt
Organism: Seminavis robusta
Lineage: Eukaryota; Bacillariophyta; Bacillariophyceae; Naviculales; Naviculaceae
Source: the annotation of a GenBank genome assembly
CCUCAAAGGCACGACAGCACGACAGCUGGCACGACUGAGUUGAGACAUAUCCUUAGUGAGCAACUUUCGAUCUUUUUGUGUCGAGAUUUUUGCACCCAUCAACCCAUGACCGUUCCCAGCCCACACCAUGAUGAUGAUGAUGAAGACAACCCAAGUACAUUUCCUUCUCCUCUUGCUGCUAGUAGUAGUUGGCAUUUCCCUUGCCAAGACAUCACAGGACACUGUCUAUGAUGAUUAUGCCAGAGAAGAUUCGACACCCCAUCCGCCACUCCACACAACUGCUUUGAGCCAAGAUGACGCUGAAACCCGAAAUUUCGUGAGUGCCACCCUCGGCUCCAACAUGGUGUUGCAACGAGACCGUCCCGCCGUGAUUUGGGGUUUCGUCGAUACUUCUACUACUACUGCUACUAGUACUCCCAUUCAAGUCAAGACGAUAUUACAAAAGGGUGACUACGAUCCCGAUCCUCCCUUGACGACCACGGUAGAUCCUGCCACGGGAAUUUGGAGACAAGUCUUGCCACCCCAGAAUGCCUCGAUGAUUCCCUACACAAUUCACAUUACUUCAUCUGCCAAACACGCCGUACGACUGACCAAUGUUCUCUUUGGAGAUGUCUAUUUGUGUGGCGGACAAUCCAAUAUGCAAUUCACACUCGAUGGGACGACCAAUGGCACGGCCGAAGCCAAGGCGGGAAAUGACUAUCCGCACAUUCGACUUUUUACCGUGGGACAAGGCACCAACUCGCCCAACAUGGAACUCGAUGAUUUGCAAACGGUACUGCAGCCGUGGACAGUCGCCAAUCAAUUCAGUCUUUACAGUCAGGGCGACAAGUACUUUGCCUUUGGCUUUUUUUCUUCCACUUGUUGGUUCUUUGGUCAACAAGUCGCUGACGGAUUGGACAAUCAAGUGCCCAUUGGUCUUAUCAGUAACAACUGGGGUGGAACAAAAAUUGAAUUGUGGCAACCAGGAGGCUACCUCUACAAUGCCAUGAUUCAUCCCUACAUGGUCGGUCCCAUGGCAGUGACUGGAUUCACAUGGUAUCAAGGAGAAGCCAAUACCAAAAAUCAAACCACGGCCAAUGAUUAUGCCCAGGCAUUUCCUCGAAUGAUUACCCAAUGGCGAACGGGAUUUCAAGCACCACAUGCGUACUUUGGAUUUGUACAACUUUCCACCUGGUGUCCCACUGUCGAACCGGAAGGGGUUGCCAUGAUGCGACAAGCGCAAAUGGCAGUCUUAGAAGUUCUGCCCAGUAUUGGAUACAGUACCAAUGCCGAUCAUGGAGCCGGAUGCAAUAUUCAUCCACCCCCCAAACAGUUUUGCGGGAAGCGAGUGGCGUACUCGGCGCUGGCAAUACAGUAUGGAUACGACGACUAUCACUGGAAAUCACCAUCCUAUUCCAAGGCGACCCUUACCAAGUCUCCCACAACAAACAACGACAUUAUGGUUACGAUUGAUCUUGUCGAUGUCACAUCCAAAGGAUUGUACAUGAUGAUGGACGAACCCUACAACUCGCUCAAUGGAACAUUUGACUGUGCCAAGCAACUACCGGGGACGUGUGCCUGGGCAUCGGUCAAACUAUCGACGCAAACAGAAUGGGUAAAUGCCACACUUUCCAUCCAAUUUCCCAAUCAAGUCGUAUUCACCGUCACAAAACAACAACAACUAGUAGAGCAUGAUGAUGAUGCGACCAUCGAGGCAACAUCGUACGGAUGGGGAUCCGUACCCAUGUUGACACUCUACGAUGCGGGCACUGACCUGCCCGUCUUGCCAUGGAAAGAACCCGUUGGAGUGCAGCAGCAAACUGGGGACAGUGCGUCGACGCUGAGAACGGCAAGGUGAAUGAUCUGCAAAUAAAAUAGUAUUUCAUACAACAAAGAGAAGGAACAUUUGACGAAAACUACUCUGCGAGCCAGUGGCAUGCACAAUCUAGUGUGCAAGAGGGUGCUACCAUACAAGAACGUCUCUCUGGGCCUACCCUUUCUGCUGCAGACUUUCCUGUAAUUUCUAGCUAGUGGAGCGGCCGUUGCCAGGAGGACUACGGGGUCCAUUUACAUGCUUGCUUCUACUCUAGCUAAGGGGAAGACAAAACAUAUUACCAAGUUUUAAGCUCUAAUCGCAGGGACAGCCACAUCCACAUAGCUGUGAUGGAUUUGUGCAGUCAAAACACAAAAUAUCCAAGCCUGUGCACCAUUCAUCUGGUAUGUUCCCAGUCAAGCCAGUGUCACUCAGAAACACCCAAUCCAAAUCAUACCGACCAUCUGGUGAUCGAUCAUAUCCUGGAGGCGGGGCCUGAUUGCAUUCGGGGAUCUGGCUGGUAUUGGCCGGAACAAGUUGACCCAUGGAUGCAGGAAUUUGCCCUACAAGAUCUGGGUUCUUGUCAACACUGAAUCUUCUCAACUGGGAGAGUAGUCCAAGUUCUGAAGGCAAAGUUGAGGAUAGUCUUGCUCCAGUGAGGACCAAAUGGAUCAAGUUGGUGAGCCGCCCAAGUUCACUUGGGAUGGCGCCCAGAGUAUUUUCGGCAAGUGUUAGGGACUUCAAGGCACGGACUACCCCUAGUUCAGAGGGAAUAGUGGUAUCAAGCUGAUUAUUUGAUAACUCGAGGAUUUUCAAUUCUUGAAGAUUGGAAACCUCACCAGCCAAAGACCCAGUCAAGUAAUUCUGUGCAAGAAAAAUGGAGGUCAGCUUGGUCAAUUGCCAUAGCUCACCUGGCAGUGACCCAGUGAGAACAUUGUUUUCCAUCUGCAGGAAUCUAAUAGUUUCAUUCCAAAGAAUGAUUUCUUCAGGGAUAGUACCAGAUAUUUGGUUGUCACCCAACCUUAGCUCUUGAAUCUCAGCUAGUGCAGAGAAGACUUCCACAGGCAAUGCGCCAGAUAUGCUGUUUCUCAUCAAGAAGAUGUGUUUCAAUGAGCCGAGCAACGCAAGCUCGGGAGGAAUUGUCCCAACAAGAUUGUUCUGUAUGAACAUCAGGUUGGCAACUUCAUCCUUCUCAUUGCACAGUUGCUUCCCAUCGUCUAUGGCCAUGCUGUACCAACAGCAUUCGUGAGGGGCACUGUAGUCAAGCCAUGUAUAUUGGUCUCCACCUGGACCAUUACAGCGUGCCGACCGCACAUGAGUGCCCUCAGGAACAGCAAUAGAAGAGGUGUUUCCCCUCGUGAUUCCCCUGCCGUUUUCUAGCCAGUUCACACCUUCAGUGGAAUAGUAAAACGUAGCCAUGGCAUACCUUUGAAGCAGCCUAGCAUCUGUGAAG